CUAUGUGAAAAUUCCAAGAUGGCGCGUUCCGUCAUGAGCUGACUCCGUUGGCGGCGCGCGCACCGUAGCGGUAGCGCCCGGGGGGCUGUUUCUGGUCCUCUUCCUCGUCGACGGCAACUUCCUCGGGGCUGGGGGUGCCGUUCAUUCCUUUAGGCUUGUUUUCUUCUUCUGGUUUCAAAAAACCCAGCGGGUGGAUCCAAGAACCGCAUCCGUCUAGCGGCUCUGAGAAACCCAUUUCCCUCCUGCUUAACCGGGGCUGAAUGAGUAACGGCUGGACGGGUAUACAUUUUGAAAACAACUGGAACAAUCUACUAUUCUUCUGGAUUGUAUUGCUUUACAGAAUAAAAUGUUUUUCUGAUUGAGAGUUUAUCUAAUGACCAUGAAUCUGCUUCUUGGAUAUAAUUUCUAUGUUCUGGAAUACUGAAGCUCUUCAAUAUUACUGUCUAUGUGGAAGCCAGCCUUUGUCAUACUUAAUUAAAGAGAUUAGAUUCUGCUAGCAAUGAGUUCUCAAAACCAUUCAGGUGAACUUUCUAGCAGAGAUCAGCCUGUAGAAUUGCUAAACACAUCCAGAGUAAAUCAUACUACAAGUUCUGUUGAUGUGUCUCCAACAGUACCUUUGCAAGUUUCACCUAUGGAUUUUCACGUGGAUCAUCAAUUCUCCAUAUCAGUGGCUGAACCUACAUUACGUGAACAGCAGCUCCAACAGGAAUUGUUAGCCCUCAAACAAAAACAACAAAUCCAGAGACAGAUCCUUAUAGCAGAAUUCCAGAGACAGCAUGAACAACUUUCUCGUCAACAUGAAGUUCAACUACAUGAACACAUAAAGCAACAACAGGAGAUUUUAGCAAUGAAACAUCAGCAGGAGCUAUUGGAACACCAGAGAAAAUUAGAACAGCACCGGCAGGAGCAAGAAUUGGAAAAACAACACAGGGAACAGAAACUCCAGCAGCUUAAAAACAAAGAAAAAGGAAAAGAAAGCGCAGUAGCAAGUACAGAAGUAAAAAUGAAAUUGCAAGAGUUUGUUUUAAAUAAAAAAAAGGCUUUGGCUCAGCGAAAUCUCAACCACUGCAUUUCCAAUGAUCCUCGUUUCUGGUAUGGGAAAACACAACAUAGUUCUCUUGAUCAGAGCUCUCCACCACAGAGCGGAAUGUCAGGCGCUUACAAUCACCCUGUAUUAGGAAUGUAUGAUUCCAAAGAUGAUUUUCCACUCAGAAAAACAGCAUCUGAACCCAAUCUCAAAUUGCGAUCUAGAUUAAAGCAGAAGGUUGCUGAAAGGCGCAGCAGUCCUUUGUUAAGACGAAAAGAUAGUCCUGUAGCUACAGCUCUUAAAAAACGCCCAUUAGAUGUCACAGAAUCUGCAUGCAAUAGUGCUCCUGGAUCUGGCCCUAGUUCUCCAAACAAUAGUUCCAGUAAUAUAAGCACUGAAAAUGGAGUUGGAUCAGUUAUAAAUAUACAAACAGAGACUACCUUGGCUCAUAGACUGGUUAAUCAUGAAGGUUCAAUAACACAGCUUCCAUUGUAUACAUCUCCCUCAUUGCCUAAUAUAACCUUAGGACUACCUGCAGCAACCCCAUGUACUAGUGGAUCAGGACAGCAAGAUUCUGAAAGACUUACUAUUCCAUCAUUACAACAACGAAUCUCCAUAUUUCCUGGCGCCCAUAUCACUCCUUAUUUGAACAGUACAGCAGUGGAUAGAGAAGGGGGAUCAACACACAGCCCUCUUCUUCAACACAUGGUUUUGCUGGAACAGUCAACUGCACAAAAUCCAUUGGUCUCAGGACUAGGGGCACUCCCUCUCCAUGCACAAUCUCUUGUGGGUGCUGAUAGACUAUCUCCCUCAAUACACAAACUGCGGCAGCACCGUCCUCUGGGACGCACUCAGUCUGCUCCCCUUCCCCAGAAUGCACAGGCCCUCCAGCAAUUGGUGAUCCAACAACAACAUCAUCAGUUCUUGGAAAAACACAAACAACAAUUCCAACAGCAGCAGUUGCAUAUUAACAAGAUGUUGCCAAAAUCAAAUGAAGCUUCCCGUCAGCAUGAAAGCCACCCAGAAGAGACUGAAGAAGAAUUAAGAGAACAUCAGACAUUUGUGGAAGACCAAUACAUUGACAGCACAGCAAAUCAAAAGGAAAUUCAAGGAUUGACCCAAAUGGUCCGUGUGAAGCAAGAACCUGCUGAAAGUGAUGAAGAUGGAGAACAACAAGAAUUGGAACCAGGACAAAGGCAAGCAGAGCAGGAAUUGCUCUUCAGACAGCAAACUCUUUUACUGGAACAGCAGCGCAUUCAUCAGCUCAGAAACUACCAGGCAUCCAUGGAAGCUGCUGGCAUUCCAGUAUCCUUUGGUGGACAUCGGCCACUUUCUCGAGCUCAAUCAUCACCUGCUUCUGCCAAUUUUCCAUUAUCCACACAGGAGACACCGUGUAAGCCACAGUUCACAACAGGCCUUGUAUAUGACACCUUGAUGCUGAAACACCAGUGCGUUUGUGGAAACACAAACAGUCAUCCAGAACAUGCAGGGAGAAUCCAAAGCAUUUGGUCACGGCUUCAGGAAACAGGUCUUCGUAGCAAGUGUGAGUGUAUCCGUGGAAGAAAAGCAACUCUAGAAGAAUUACAGACUGUGCAUUCAGAAGCACACACACUGAUUUAUGGUACCAACCCGCUGAACAGACAGAAAUUGGACAGCAGGAAACUGUUAGGCUCUCUGACAUCACUGUUUGUCAGGCUUCCAUGUGGUGGCAUUGGGGUGGACAAUGAUACAAUUUGGAAUGAAGUGCAUUCAUUCAGUGCUGCUCGUCUUGCUGUUGGCUGUGUCAUAGAGCUUGUAUUUAAAGUAGCUACGGGAGAACUAAAGAAUGGAUUUGCUGUAGUUCGGCCUCCUGGUCACCAUGCAGAGGAAAGUACCCCUAUGGGUUUUUGCUAUUUUAACUCUGUAGCCAUUUCCGCCAAACUUCUCCAGCAGAGACUGAACGUAAACAAAAUCCUUAUAGUCGAUUGGGAUGUACAUCAUGGAAACGGUACACAACAAGCUUUCUACAGUGAUCCCAAUGUCCUUUAUAUUUCACUACAUCGCUAUGAUGAUGGAAACUUCUUCCCAGGCAGUGGAGCCCCUGAUGAGGUUGGCAUAGGAUUGGGUAUUGGUUUUAAUGUAAAUAUUGCAUUUACUGGUGGUCUUAAUCCACCAAUAGGAGACCCAGAAUACUUGACUGCUUUCAGAACAAUAGUAAUGCCUAUUGCUCAUGAGUUUGCUCCAGAUAUUGUACUGGUGUCAUCAGGUUUUGAUGCAGUAGAAGGUCAUCCUGCACCCCUUGGGGGAUAUAAUCUAUCGGCAAAAUGCUUUGGAUACCUCACCAAACAGCUUAUGGGGCUGGCUGGAGGACGAAUCAUUCUGGCUCUUGAAGGAGGUCAUGACCUAACAGCCAUUUGUGAUGCAUCUGAAGCAUGUGUCUCUGCCUUGCUAGGAAAUGAGCUUGAUCCUAUUCCUGAAAAAAUAUUACAGCAGACAGCAAAUGUUAAUGCAGUGCAUUCCAUUGAGAAGGUCAUUGAAAUACACAGUAAAUAUUGGCAUUCGCUCCAACAUUAUUCUUCAACAGUCAGUUAUUCUUUGAUAGAUGCACAGAAGUGUGAUAAUGAAGAAGCAGAAACCGUAACAGCAAUGGCAUCUUUGUCAGUUGGAGUUAAACCACUUCCUGAGAAAAAGCUAGAUGAGGAGCCUAUGGAAGAGGAUCCUCUUCUGUAGCAUACUCCUGGUUUGAAAUGCUCCAGUGAAAUUCAUCUUGUCUUCGAAGGCCUGCCAAGAAGCUUUCUCUUGUUAUACCUGCAUCCUGCCCUGAUUUUCUUCCAGGAAGGCAGCCAUGUUGAAAAACAGCCUAAUUACUCCGUAUUGUAAUUGUAUGGAUUAUGCUCAUGGGAAAAAAUGCAGGUGAAGAACAGCAAUAUGAAUUACAGACACACUGAGUGAUCUUCCUUUUUUCCUCAAUGGAAGCUAUAAGAGGCAAGAUACCAGGGAAGUAUCUAGUUGUCAGUUUUUGCUGUUGUUUCAAAAUCAAAGAGUUAACAUGUAUGUGACAAUUUUCAUUUAAAACUGGUGCUUAACAUUUAAUUACAUUAAGACUACUCAAAGUAAAUUCUACUUUUGUUUCAGUAUUUUUGUGAUUCUUGCGUACUUGUGAAUAAGAGUUCUUCAAAACUCAGACCCUGAGGAGGGUUGUUUUUCUUCUUGUGAAGGGUAAAAAGAAAACUAAGCUUUUAUAUAUUCAUUCAAACUAUAUAAAUGUGAAGAGGGAGAAAGAUAGCCAGAAAAGGGAUUGGCUUUGGCAUUGCCAGAGCCAUUGGAAGAGUUUGUGCCUUUUAAAAUAAUAGACUGAUUUGGGCAGCUGUUUUUUCCUGACAUUUUUUGAGUAAUUAUGCCUUAAAGAAAAGAACUUUGCAGCAGUUCCUCUGGCAGAGAAAGCCAAGAAUUGCAUUCUGUAAGAAAGAUUCUAGGAUUUCUGCUAGCACGAUUAUUUAAAGCAAGCAAAGGCCAGAGCUUCUCCCAAACAGUCUACAACCUUAUUUUGAUUUUUCUUUCCUUGCUGUUUAAUUUUUUUAAAAAUUAAGGUAGUUGCCAGUAAUAUGGCAAAUGCUGUUGGGUUUCUUAAGUUCAUUGAUUUUUAAAAAAUCCAACAUCUUCUUCUAUACAUUAUGUAUAACAAAUUAUCAAUUUGGUUGUAAAGGCAUGCACAAAUACAAUUGCAAUUUUUUUAAAAAAUGGAAUGCUUUUUAUUAAAAGCAGAUUGCAUGGGAUAUUGCUUAAUUUUUUAGGUAUAAAUAUUUAUGUACGCUGUAUAAUGAAUAAUAUAAAUAUAUUCCAAACUUAGGAAAAUGACUCUUACAAAUUAUUAAUUAAAUAUUUAUAAUGCAUUUAUAUUAACUAUAUGAAUAAGUGGCAACCCUUGGAAACUCCUUCCAAAGGAUUUGUGGAUUGAAAGGUUAAGAUCUAGUUAAAAUGCCCAUUUUCAAAGUGCAGUUUGGAACAUUAAAAUGCCUAACAUUUUAGCCACUGGGCAACUACCCAACAUAUUAUUUAACUUUUAAGUUCUUCAAUGUUGACCCUCUUUUAACAAACAAAGUAUUUCUGGCAAAUAUUUGUUUGCUACUGCUUUAUUUUCACAUUAGUUUUUCAGAUAAGGGCCAAUUAUUUGCAUUGAUUUUCAUGUUUGGUUUUCAUUUGAGAACUCUGUUUCCAGACAUUAUUUCCUGGACUUACAUAAUUUCUCCUUGGACACUGAAGUUUGCAUAUUUCCAGAUUUUUGUACAGAAAACACUUUUCCUAAUCUUGUGCAUGUUGCAAACUGAUAUGUAUUAUUUUCAGCAUAUUCUUUUCUCAAAAGGAAGGAUUUCACAGUCAUUUUUAAGAUCACAAAUUGAUUGUAUAAUUUCUCAGUUAUUCAGUUGUAGUUGUUAUGCUACCUAAAGAAAAUGAUAAACUUUCAUCUCUUAAAAGCUGAUUAGUAUUAUAAAGAAUAAUGUAUAUUUUCAAUGGCAAGGAUUAUUAAAGGCAUUAAUAAUUUAAAUAAGUUGAAAGAUAUUCUGUUGGUACAAUUAAUACUGAGCAAAUACACAUUACUGUGCUUAAAUAAUCCCUUUAAAGAAUACUUCAAAAUAAAUUAUUAAUAAUAAUAAUAAGGUUUUUUGAGAGUAUGUUAAUCUUCACCAUAAUCUCUUCUACAUUGUUUUUAAAUGAGAGAAGUUGGCCCUCUUGGUGCAGCUGCUUAAAUUUUUAGCAGGGAAAUUAUAAGAGAUUAUUUUUUUUCUAAAGAAACUUUUUUUGUUAUAUUAACUGACAGAGUCAAUUUAUAAUUAUGUAGUUUUGAAAAGCUUUUUUUUUUCUUUCAUUCCAUUAUGACUGGAGUCGUGAGAAUGUAAACAUAAAUUUCGAUGAGUACAGAAGAGCUUUAAGAGUUUAUUUAAUGCAAAAGUUAAUAUGCAAUUUUUAAAGCAGACACUACAAUAUUAAUGUUCAUGCUAACCCAAAUAUGGUUUCUUUUUGGCAUUAGAACUUCCAAGAGCAUACUCUAAGAGUAAAGAUUGAUGAUAAAGAUAAAAUGUAUAUUUUAUAAAAUGCUUUGCUGCUGUGCUCUAAAAAGAUUUUUGUGUGAAAUUACUUGGUUUUGUAUUUUGUUAAUUUACUUUGUUAUUAUAAUUGAUAAAAAGUGUUGAUUUCUGUGAUCACUACAAUUUCAAAUCUAUUUUAUAUUUGAACAUCAAAAUGGUCAAAAAUUAU
Messenger RNA from Pseudonaja textilis, 6262 nucleotides. Lineage: Eukaryota; Metazoa; Chordata; Lepidosauria; Squamata; Elapidae. The record is from RefSeq and is a predicted model, not a curated record.